This is a messenger RNA of Bemisia tabaci, 1363 nucleotides long. Its product is annotated as probable methylenetetrahydrofolate reductase (NADPH). Lineage: Eukaryota; Metazoa; Arthropoda; Insecta; Hemiptera; Aleyrodidae. Gene Ontology annotation, cellular component: cytosol. Gene Ontology annotation, molecular function: methylenetetrahydrofolate reductase [NAD(P)H] activity; FAD binding. Gene Ontology annotation, biological process: tetrahydrofolate interconversion. The record is from RefSeq and is a predicted model, not a curated record.
UUAACCGUGGGAGCACCUGAUUUAAAGUCAAAAGCAUUUGUGGGAUAUUUUUAAAUGUGAGCGGUUUUGGCUCCUGGGGCUCUUGGACCAAAUCAGCACCAGAUCGCACGAGGGUUCAGUGUCGGUUAUUAGAUCGGGAUUUUCGACUCCGAUUUCGGUGCUCGCGGUUUAUCCUGUUCGAGACUUCCCGCGUCAAUUUGAAUCUUCGUCCGGUCAUUCACCAGCCUGGUAGAACUUUGUGGUGGAAUUACCUCUGAGCGUUUCUCAACGCAAAAAAUAAAUCCCAGGGGCGAGAGACUGUCCAGUCACAAUGACUCAUAUUUUGCCGCAGAGGAAUGCAGACUCAUCGUCAAGUCUUGUAUCUUUCGAAAUUUCGCCGUGCCAAACAAACGAAGAAACAUCAGAUUUGAUAAAAAGGUUAAAAUGUUUGCAGUUCAAACCGCCUUUAGUUGCCAUUGCCUGUCACCAGUUAGACGCAACACUCUCCUUAGCGAAAGAGGUCCAAGCAAACGGAUUUGACGCUAUGAUUCACAUCGCCGGGGGCACAAUGACUGAAGCUGAGGUAGCAGACGUAUUAGAUACUGCUCAAAUGAUUGGAUUGAGGCACAUUUUGGCGCUACGAGGAGAUUGUGUCUCUGAGUCUACCGAUUUUCCUCACACUGCCGAUUUAGUUCGAUUCAUACGAAAAAGGACGGGAAAAUACUUUACUAUAGCAGUUGGUGGUUAUCCAGAUACUCACCCCGAGGCAAUUUCACCGGAGAUGGAUAUCAUUUAUUUAAAACAAAAGGUUGAGUGUGGUGCAGAUUUUAUACUUACUCAAGUUGUGUUUACGAGUGAGCGGUUCAAAGAUUUCGUUCGCAGGUGUAGAGAGGUUGGAAUCACUGUUCCAAUUGUUCCAGGUAUCCUUCUUAUAGAGAAUUCUCAAUCAUUGCGGAAGUUUGCAAACAUAUGUCAAGUCGAAGUUCCCGAGAUGCUACUGAAAGAACUAGAGGGUGUGGAGAAUAGUUCCAGGAACCUUCAACAAUGGACGCACAAUGUUGCAGCUCAGAUUGCUCGUGAUAUACUCGAGGCUGGAACAUCUGAUAGAGCUCAUUUCUUCACGAUGAACAGGGUCCAAGAAGUCCAAGAAAUGCACGCCAGACUGACUAGUUCAUCGCAACGUACCUGAGAGGAGGAGGAAAGACUGAUUAGAGGGGCUUCAAGACAGAAAAAUUACGUGUUCGAGGCACGAAAUCAAUCUCUGAAAAAACCUCCGCCUAACGAACGAGAGAUGAACUUCACAAUUGUAGUAUUCUUAUGACCUUGUAAUACACAGUUCUGGUUCUUCUCAAAAGAUUAAUAAAUAUUAGGUCCUCAAAACUGA